Molecule: messenger RNA, 1070 nt
Organism: Glycine soja
Lineage: Eukaryota; Viridiplantae; Streptophyta; Magnoliopsida; Fabales; Fabaceae
Product: protein PLANT CADMIUM RESISTANCE 10-like
Exons: 4
Coding region: 173-739 (188 amino acids)
Source: RefSeq, a predicted model, not a curated record
UAAAAUUAAAGUGGAAACGCGAAGCUUGAAGUGAGCAGCACGCGGGAGUAGAGAAUAGAGAAAUCUGUCUCUGUCUUAACACACAAAGACAAAGGAACGAACUCAUCCCAUCCCGACAACAACGCACUUUUUUUAUAGCUCGCUUCUGUUUCUCAACCUUUCAAGAAGCAAUAUGAAGAACCAACACGGUUAUGUGCCACCUGCUUACAUACCUUUGGGGCCGUCGGAUUCAGAGGCAGUGGAUGUCUCUCUGCUUCAGCGUUCUAGUACCAAUGGAUCAAACCAAAUGCAGGCUCAGUGGUCUUCUGGAAUCUGUGCUUGUUGCGAUGAUAUGCAGAGUUGUUGUAUUGGUUGUCUUUGUCCUUGCUUUCUCUUUGGGAAGAAUGCAGACUUUCUGGGUUCUGGAACUUUCCUGGGAUCAUGUGUGACCCAUUUUAUAUUAUGGAGUGUGGUUAAUACAGCCUGUUGCUUAUUAACUGAUGGCUUGUUUUGGGGAUUACCUGGAUGCCUUGUUUCAUGUUAUGCUUGUGGCUACCGCAAGGCUUUAAGGUCAAAGUAUAAUUUGCCGGAAGCACCCUGUGGGGAUUUUGUUACCCAUUUUUGCUGCCAUCCUUGUGCCAUUUGUCAAGAGUACCGUGAGAUACGUGAAAGAUCUGGGGAUUGUGAAGCCACAGACUUGAAGCUAGCUGUAGUUACAGCUCCGCCAAUUCAGACAAUGCAUUCUGAUUCUAAGCAGUAAUACUACUGCUGUUCUCUCCCUGCACAAUGACCGUGUUUGAUCUGAAGGGUUGCAAACUUGACUGAGGCCUGUGGUUCACUCAAAAUUACAGUCCCAAGUUAAUGUAGUUAUACUAUAAUGCUGAUGAUCGCGUUUUCUCAGUUUUACCUUUUUAAUUUUCUUAGAGAAAACUAGAGGAAUGUCAUAUAGCCAGUUGUACAUGAAAAUUUUAGUGCGUUUAAUGCCUAGUUGCAUUACUUUUUUUUAGUGUCACCUUUACCCUUUAUACUCUUGAAAGAAAAGUGAAACAACUUAUGCCAUGGCAUUACCUAAUUUGUUAAUUUGGGGAUCA